UUUUCCUGAUUACUCUUUCUUGAUCCGAACACUGCGUUCAUCACCGCAAGAACAACUCCCUUCUCCUUCUCCCUAACCUCAACAAUCUCAGAAAUCAAUCCGCUCCCGGAGAUCCAGAGGAAGAGAAUUCACGAUAAUGGCUUCCUAUGAUACUUUCAGCAACGACGAACACCAAGAACAACAGCAACAGUCGCCCACAUCGCGGCCCUUUGACGACGAUGGCUACAUCGGUUACGACACUCAUCACCCCUCCCAGAGCUUCGACUCUUUAGCCACUUUCUCUCCCAGCACCGACCAACACCCUCAUCCUCCUCCUUCCUUUUUCGAAGACGAUGUCAUUUCCGACAUCCACAGCGCUGGAAACACGAAUAACCCCAAUUUGUCUGACGUUUAUGACUUCGGGGUUUCCAAUCCUAAUCCGGGCUAUGUUUCUCCCUUUGAUCCGGUUGAGACUGAUGUUGAUAAUGGCAAUGCUGCCGCCGGUAUUGGUGUCAUUGAUGAUGGUUUUUUUGCCUCCGAUGGACCGGUUCUCCCGGACCCGAGCGAAAUGCGGGAGGAAUGCCAUGCACGACGCGAAUGGCGACGUCAAAAUGCCAUAGACCUUGCGGAGAAAGAGAAGAAAGAAAAGGAGAUGAGAAAUCAAAUAAUUAAUGAAGCUGAAGAGUAUAAAGCUUCGUUUUAUGAGAAAAGGAGGAUCAAUUGUGAAACAAACAAGGCUCACAAUAGAGAAAGAGAGAAGCUUUACCAUACAAACCAGGAAAAAUUCCACAAAGAAGCUGACAAACAUUUCUGGAAAGCAAUUGCAGAGAUCAUCCCACGAGAGGUCCCUAAUAUUGAGAAGAGAAGAGGAAAGAAAGAUGCUGAAAAUAAACCUUCAAUUGUGAUCGUUCAGGGUCCAAAACCUGGAAAACCAACUGAUCUGGCACGAAUGAGGCAGAUUCUCUUGAAGUUGAAACAGACUCCUCCACCUCAUAUGAUGCCUCCUCCGCCCAAACCGGAUGACAAAGACGCCAAAGACGGAAAGGAUGGCAAAGACAGCAAAGAUGGCAAGGACGGCAAGGAUGGCAAGGACGGCAAGGAUGGCAAGGACGGUAAGGAUGGAAAGGAUGGUAAAGAUAAGAAGGAAGGGAAGGAGGAGGACAAAGGUGGAAAAGAAGCAAAGGAAGGGACAGAAACCAAAGAUGCUAAGGAAGGGACUGAAACCAAAGAUGCUAAGGAAGGAGGGAAGAAAGUUGAGGACAAGAAAUCUUCUUCACCAGCUGCAGCUCAUUCACCUAGAUCUCCUGCAAAAGAUGUGGAUGCUAAUGGUACUCCCGAGCAACCGAAAAUAGAGAUCGAGGCUCCUACUGCAGCUGAUGCUGAACAACCUAUUCUGUUGGUGUCACCUGCAGAGUAAGAAAUUAUCAAAACAUCUCAUGGUUCUUGUAAUUGAAUCGUUUUUUUUUCCUGUCCACAAUUUAUCAGAGGGAAUAAGGAAGCUUUUGUCGUAGCCUUGCUGCAUGCUCUGCAGCGUGGGAUUUAACAGCUCCCUUCUUGUCUAGACUUAGAAUUUAGGAUAAUUUAUCAUUGAAUUUUAUCUUCUCUUUGACU
Molecule: messenger RNA, 1590 nt
Organism: Cucurbita moschata (crookneck pumpkin)
Lineage: Eukaryota; Viridiplantae; Streptophyta; Magnoliopsida; Cucurbitales; Cucurbitaceae
Product: clathrin light chain 1-like
Exons: 3
Coding region: 137-1396 (419 amino acids)
Biological process (GO): clathrin-dependent endocytosis; clathrin coat assembly; intracellular protein transport
Cellular component (GO): clathrin coat of trans-Golgi network vesicle; clathrin coat of coated pit; plasma membrane
Molecular function (GO): clathrin heavy chain binding; structural molecule activity
Source: RefSeq, a predicted model, not a curated record